Molecule: messenger RNA, 1311 nt
Organism: Thermothelomyces thermophilus ATCC 42464
Lineage: Eukaryota; Fungi; Ascomycota; Sordariomycetes; Sordariales; Chaetomiaceae
Exons: 1
Biological process (GO): regulation of transcription by RNA polymerase II; DNA-templated transcription
Cellular component (GO): nucleus
Molecular function (GO): RNA polymerase II cis-regulatory region sequence-specific DNA binding; DNA-binding transcription activator activity, RNA polymerase II-specific; zinc ion binding
Source: RefSeq, a predicted model, not a curated record
CUGGCGGACGCGCAACGUACCUUCCAGCGAGUGCAUCAGAAGGCCCUUGAACCCUUCGUGGUUCACGUCGAGUCCGUUGUGCCCAUUCAGAAGCGAAUGGCUGGUAUACUGCCUCCUCGACCAGUAUGUGAUAGACUCGUCGACUUCUACUUUAGUGUAUUGGAGACCAUGUUUCCAAUUGUCCACAAGCCCUCUUUCGGGCGUGAGUACAAAAAGUACUGGGGCGGCAACCUUGAGAACGACGCCUUUCUUCCCCGCCUUCUUUGCAUCCUUUGCUUCGCAUCUCGGUUUUGCACCGGAACCCAGAGCCAUUGCAGCGUCCAUAUCCCCACGGCUUGUGUUCUGGUCCGGGACUGGUUGGAUGGUCUGAGGAAAAGGGAGGUGUUCGAUCCAUACAUUCUGCAGACAGAGCUCUUGCUAUUACUCGCACAGUGGACCAUUGGCGCUCAGAAAGGAGCUGCAUGGGCGCAGCUCAGCUACGUGGUCAGAAUGGCGAUGGAGUUGGGACUGCAUCAGGAUCCUUCAGCCCUGGCCGGGAUUUCAGAAUUCAAUAUGGAGUGCCGGCGCAGGCUGUGGUUCGCAAUCAUGGAAAUGGAUUUCUACGUAUCUCUGGCCCAUAAUUGGACCCCUGUGCUCGGUCACAAAGAUUACUCUUGCAACCCUCCCAGGAACCUGAACAACGCAGACAUACCAGCUGACGCGCGGACCCUGCCGGAAUCGAAGCCGCUCGAUCAGGCGACAGACAACCACUUGCAAGCCUACGCAGCGCAAACAUUUCCCCUUCGUAUGCAAGCAGCAGACCUCCUCGCCAGACUCGACCCAGCCGACGACCAUCGCGAGAUUCUCGAUGUUGGCGCCAAACUGGAGAAGAUGCUUGACGACAUCAAUGAGACCUUUCCUCGUCAUGUCCUUGGAAAAGGGCAUAAACACAGGGAGUGGCGGCGCCGAGUUCUCCUCGAUUUACACCUUCGGCUGCCCCUCAUGGCGCUCUACCGCCCCAUGGUCGUCGGACGCCCCAACUGCUCGCCGGAAAUAUCGUGUGGUUAUCUCAAAUGUUGCAUGACUGUGCUUAAAUAUCUGGACGACGAGCCUAUCGGCGACCAUGUUGGCAGUCCUGACGUCGCCGCUCUGAGUCUUCUUUUCUUGCAGCGCGCACUCACCGAGGCGGCGUGCGACGUUUGCUGGUACAUCAAGCAAGCACGAGAGAUCAACUUUGCCGGUGGGUUGAUGUGGAUUCCGCCCACGGGCUCGAGACGCCGGAAUGCUGAGUCGACUCAGCAAUACGUAUGGUAUGUCAAAAGUUCUUUCUAA